UUUUAUGACAAAAAUAAAUCAAGCGAAUACGUGUCACCCCAAUGGGGCCGCUGCUUACAAGUCAGCAAAUCUGAGCUAUUACCCGAUCAGAUCUUCGACAGAGAUCGAUCGGCACCUACCUCCUCUUCAUCAUCACCAACCUCUAGGGUUUGUGUUAAGGUCAGAAGAAGCGAAGAUGUUGGGGAUUGCCAGGCAAAGAAUUGUAUGCGGAGGGAUUAGUGCUUCGACUUUGCAGAGGAUUCGAACUCAAUCCCUACUUUAUGCUUCGAGGAAUUAUUCUUCUACAGCAAAAGAGAUGACAGUGCGAGACGCUUUAAACUCUGCACUUGACGAAGAAAUGUCUGCAGAUCCUAAAGUCUUUUUGAUGGGUGAAGAGGUUGGUGAAUAUCAGGGUGCUUACAAGAUCUCGAAAGGGCUUUUGGAGAAGUAUGGUUCUGAGAGGGUUGUUGAUACUCCAAUUACAGAGGCUGGCUUUACGGGGAUUGGAGUUGGUGCUGCAUACUACGGUCUGAGGCCUGUUGUAGAAUUUAUGACAUUUAACUUCGCCAUGCAGGCAAUUGAUCACAUUAUUAAUUCCGCUGCAAAGUCAAACUACAUGUCUGCUGGUCAGAUAUCUGUACCUAUUGUUUUUCGAGGACCAAAUGGUGCUGCUGCUGGAGUUGGUGCCCAACAUUCCCAGUGUUAUGCAUCAUGGUAUGGUUCAUGUCCAGGAUUGAAGGUGCUCGCUCCAUACUCAUCAGAAGAUGCUCGGGGCCUGCUAAAAACUGCUAUAAGGGAUCCAGACCCAAUUGUUUUCCUUGAAAAUGAGUUGCUAUAUGGCGAGUCCUUUUCUGUUGCAGCAGAAGUUCUUGAUUCUAGUUUCUGUCUUCCAAUAGGAAAAGCGAAGAUAGAAUGUGAAGGAAAAGAUGUGACCAUUACUGCCUUUUCGAAGAUGGUUGGUUAUGCUCUCAAGGCAGCUGAAAUUCUUACAAAGGAAGGAAUUAGCGCUGAGAUUAUAAAUCUGCGCUCAAUUCGUCCGCUUGAUAGAUCCACAAUCAAUGCUUCUGUCAGGAAAACCAACAGACUUGUAACUGUUGAAGAAGGAUUCCCUCAACAUGGUGUUGGAGCAGAGAUUUGUGCAUCUGUUGUAGAGGAUAGUUUUGAGUAUCUUGAUGCACCGGUUGAGAGGAUUACUGGAGCAGAUGUUCCCAUGCCUUACGCUGCAAAUCUUGAGAGGAUGGCUGUCCCACAGAUUGAGGAUAUUGUACGUGCUGCAAAGAGAGCCUGCUACAGAUCAGUUCCAAUGGCGGCAACCGCUUAAGAUCGCCAACAAUGGCCUUAAUCAUCUUGUUUUUCUCCCAACAGUUCCUUUUACAUUUUUUUUUUUUUUUUUUUUUUGCGGUACCACCUACCCCAUAUUCUCUUCUGGAAAAGGGGUUCGAUUGGUGUAUCUACUGUCAUUGAGAAAACAUUUAAAUGCAUGCUUGUGCAGGAAAAAUAAAUAAGGGUUUGUAACAUUUUGUAAACAGAUAGAUUACAUGAUAUGAAUGUCGAAUUUAACAUUCAGAUUUUCUGAAUCA
This is a messenger RNA of Camellia sinensis, 1559 nucleotides long. RefSeq names its product pyruvate dehydrogenase E1 component subunit beta-1, mitochondrial. Gene Ontology annotation, molecular function: pyruvate dehydrogenase (acetyl-transferring) activity. The record is from RefSeq and is a predicted model, not a curated record. NCBI's taxonomy places the organism in Eukaryota, Viridiplantae, Streptophyta, Magnoliopsida, Ericales, Theaceae. Gene Ontology annotation, cellular component: pyruvate dehydrogenase complex. Gene Ontology annotation, biological process: pyruvate decarboxylation to acetyl-CoA.